Yamadazyma tenuis ATCC 10573 is the source of this 1547-nucleotide messenger RNA. The record is from RefSeq and is a predicted model, not a curated record. NCBI's taxonomy places the organism in Eukaryota, Fungi, Ascomycota, Pichiomycetes, Serinales, Debaryomycetaceae.
AAAACUCUAUUGUGCUUAUAGCAUCGACCAAAGAACUUGAAUUACUCAAUUCUAUCCUUGCCCACGGCUCCCUCGUUCAAUAGAUAGCAGAAACACAUAUCGGCCUGUUUCUCUCCGUCAAUUCACUGCAACUAUGGAACAAUAUCUAAAAGAUAGUCCCUCGGACUACUCCAAUACCAACACCAACGAAACCAACAAUAAUUACAUCGACAAUUUUGACUCCAACUUCAACUUGGGCUCCCAAUCUGGCGACGACAACUUCAAUACCCCCACCACCAAUGGUAACGGCAUCGGUGCUGCCAAUGAUUUCAGUUUAAAUAUUGAACAGCCAUACGGAGGCGAUAACUUGGGUCCAUCAUCAUUCACCAACGAGCCGUUUAUGGACGAUUUGGACGCCUUCCAAGGUCAAGGGGGGUUUGGUAAUUCUCAACCCCCCAAACAAACAGUCAAUUUGGAUGAGCUCAUAUCCCCAAACAACAACGCUGGAACUGACUCAAUGGGACAAGGGGCGUUUUUGGACCCCCAGUACUUUUCACCUAUGGGGUCUUUGUCCAAUAAUAACAAUAUCCUCAGCCCUCAAACUCAAUACGAUAACACCUCGAUCAACAAUAACUUCGACUUGAACUCUGGCUCAUACUUGUCUCCCCAGCAGGACUCAUUUAUGUCUCCUAGUGGGACCAAUUUUCAGAACAGUUACGACACUUUAAAGUCUCCAAAUUUUGGUAGCUAUUUGAACUCACCUCCGCAUCAGUACAAUAUGACCAGCUCCAGUAUACCCAACACUAUCAGCCACUUUUUGUCACCGCCAGCCAAUAAGUCCAUGUUGGGGACCCUGGCACCCACAAUGCCCAACUUAAACGAAGCCGCGGGCGGCCCUGACAGCAACAGCAGCACUAAUAGCAAAGGUGGUGUACCUUCGAAGCAGCUCAGCAAAGAAGAAAAGCUCAGGAGAAGAAGAGAGUUCCACAACGCUGUGGAAAGAAGAAGACGGGACUUGAUCAAAGAGAGAAUAAAGGAACUCGGGGUGUUGGUGCCGCCUUCAUUACUCAACCCCCAGCUAGUGGCCGUACAAACCCUCAAGAACUCCAAGCUCAACUCGGGCGAAAUCAAUGACCUUCUCAGCUCCGUCAAGGUCAAGGAGUCUAAGGCCAAUAAGAGUACCAUCUUGAUCAAGUCUGUGGAUUACAUUAUUCACUUGAAGUAUGUGCUUGAACAACAGGAAAAGACCCGGGAAAACUUGGAAGCCAAACUCGCCAGCUUACAGCCGGGUGAUAUUUCCAGUCAACAGCAGAAUUUGCAGCCACUGAAGCCUCAUUUCAUGGACGAUUUCCAGAACCAUUCGCAGUCGCAGUACAUUAAGGAAGAAGAUAACUUUGACCCCGAUGAGUUUUUUCUGGAAAUCAUCACUGGCAAUGACAAUGGCACUGGCGGGUUUCGCUAAGCUUAUAGAAUCCAAACAAAGUGUACAAUAUAGACCUGGUGUAUAGAAGAUGUAAAUGCACAUUGGCUGCGUCACUGUUAUUAGGCAGGCAGCCAAAACGCGCACA